AUGGAACUUCACUUACAUCUGACAGCUGUUUCUCGUGCUCUGGAAUACAAAUGGGGUACACCUGUGGACCUGGAAACUUCCGAGGAUAUGAGGACGUGUUUACCGGCCGUCAUAGACUUACCAACAACCACGUUCUCCUCCGAAGAAUAUUUAAGAAGCAUAAGAAGGAACACAUCUGAACGUGCACUAAGAAAACCAACCCUGCAUAGAAAGGACACCUUCGAUAAUAUUUCACAGUCGAGAUUACCCAGUGAAGAAAUUGUGUGUGAAGUAUUGGAUAAAACCAUUUAUUUCUUGGACGAUACUAUAGAUUCAAAAUAUGAUUUAGAUAGCUCUGAAUUUAUCGACAAUUACACUGAGAAUAAUCUGCGGAACAAUGACAUCGAAUACUAUAUGAAUGAAAAAAAUAAGGGUAUAUUCCGGCUGGCGUGCGAGCACGUCGUCCGCACCAUGCGUCGCGGCCGGGAGACUCUCCUCACGCUGCUGGAGGCCUUCGUGUACGACCCUCUGGUGGAGUGGGGUGGCGGGCGUCGUAAGCGCGGAGCCCGCCACGUGCGAGCAGCCAAGGCCAUGCUCGCGGUUCGCGUGAGAGAAUUGAAACACUCCGCCACCGAUAUCACAAAUCAGCUGUUGGCUAUACUUCCAGAAGUAAAACAGUGUGCGGAUAAGUGGUUAGAAGAAAAUGAACAGUUAUGUACUGUUGAGGAAAAACUUGAAAUGUGUCACCAACAGAUGGCCCUCAUCAAAGAGGUCGAGGCGUGCGGCAACAACCUCAGCAGCCACCCUCUGUACGCCAUCUCACAGAAAUAUACGUCAUACAAACAAGCCAAAAACGCGGUCGAAGACUCCAUGAAAGCUCUCGUGAAAAUCCUCAACGACUUCGAUACUCAGAUAGAAAGUUUUGCAAACACUAAUGACGUAUUGAACGGCCCGCAGCUGAUGUCCUGGGUGCAAGAGUUCUCCGGGCCUCACUACGACGACGAGAAACCCAUAUUCGAACCCAUAAAAGAGUUUUUAACCAACGCCGGAAAAGGUUCCAUGAUAUCACAGUUCGAGCAGGCGGAGAUAGAGUUGAACCAGAGCAUGCAGCAGACAAACCUACUGGUGAGGUCCUGUCUCGAGCUGCUCACACAGUACGUGGCCGUCUCUCAGUACUACCCGCAGAGUCGGACCGAGUACCACCGACUAGUGAUGUUCCGUAAGUACCUGGCGACAGCUCUGGAAAGUAAGUCGCCGGAAGUGUGUCGCGAGGUGGCCGGCCAGGUCACGGCCCUGGUGGAGGCGGACAACGUGACCGGGGACUCGCAGCAGAUCAUCGCUUACAACUAUCGCUUGCAUCAAAUCAACGCGGAGGCGAACGCCUACCUCAACAAGUGCCACGAGAGGCUGCAGCUAGAGGGCGGGCCCGACGCCGUCGCUCUGGCGCAGGACAGCUACAUGGAGGCCAAGAACAACAUCAACAACUGGCUGCGGGCGGAGGAGGGCGCCGGGCUGGCUCUGGAGCACGCCGCUAUAGGGAUGCUGUGUAGUCUGAACAGGAGGUACCUCAUGCUGGAGAACGGCGCGCAGAGCGCCGGGGACUGUCUGGUGGACCUCACGUCCCGCGACGGAGAGUGGUUCCUGGACGACAUGAACUCGCUGUCCAUGCAGGCCAUCGAGCUGCUGUCUCUGCUGCCGCUGUCCUCGGCCACGGCGGACGACGCCGCCCUCACGGUGGCCGUGGAGUGUGUCAAGAACGCUAAUCUGCUAAUAGCCGACUUAGUGCAGCUGAACUACAACUUCAGUACGAUCAUUCUCCCCGAGGCCGUCAAGAAAGUGCACUCCGAGGAUCCGUCGACGCUGCACAUGAUCAGCGAGCUGACCGCGCUCAUCAGCAACACGCCCGUGACGCUCACCGAUCUGCUCGCACAGCUUGAGAUGCACUUCCGCUACCUGCUCAUGGACAUGGAGUCCCCAGCCGCGGGUGCACAAGUCCUAGCGGCGGAGCUCCGUAGUCGCUACGAGGAGCUGCUGUCCCCGUCGGAGGGCGAGGCGGCGGGACAGACGCCGGGCCGCAUGCUGCUCAUGGGGUUCAGCGGGCUGUUCGCGGCCGUGGAGCUGCGCGCGAGGGAGCUGGCCGACCACCUCGCCGCGCCGCUGCAGCCCGCCUGGAGGAAGAUCGACCACAUCAACGACGCCAUGCACAUGGCGGCCGCCAUGCAGAGCCCCGCGCUGCGCUCCGUGCUGGAGGACAUCUUCACGGUGCGUCGCGUGCAGACCGUGGCCGAGGUGUUCUCCCUGUGCGUGCAGCUGGCGCGGGCCUUCCGCGGGCCCCCCGCACACCCCGCACACCCCGCCGCCACACAGCCUCUGCUGGACGACGCCGCGUUGUGUAAACCAGUCAGACGGUUCACGGCGGAAUACGUGUCCCGUUGUUUCCUGGGCGUGCACUCCCUGUCUCUGGGCCGCGCGCUGUGUCUGCUGCUGCGGCGGGCGAGGCUCGACCUGCGGGCCGAGGUCGAGCAGAAGGAGAUCGGCGCGUCCUGGAGCGUGUCGCUGGAGUCCCUGGUGGAGAAGGCGUGCGGCCCGGUGUCGGCGCGCGCCGCGGCCCUGGCCGGAGCCCUACAGGCGGCCCGGGCCCGCUCGCUCCGCGCCGCCGCCGCCGCGCGCGCCCUUGACCGAGCACGAGCCUCCGCACGCGCCAGCAGACUGCGAGCCGCCGCACACGCCAGUCUACACGCUGAAGUAACAUACUACUAUAAUAUACUACAAUAUGAGGACCGUCUGGAAACUAUAUACAACAUCGUGUCCGGAGCCCCCGAGCCGGGCCCGGCGCUGUCCCGCGCGGCCCGGGACCUCACGGCCGCCCGCUCACGACUCACGGACGCUCUGGAGAAGGCACAGGCGCUCCUCACACCCGCACACCAGAGAGUGAAGUGGGGCGCGGGAGCGAACCCCGAGCUGUUGGGCGCGGUGGUGGCGCUGGAGUCAGGCUGGGCGGCGCGGGCCGGGAGGGCGCACGCUCUGUGCCGCGCGGGCGCUGUGCUGGCGCCGCACGCGCGCUGCGCAGCCGCCCUGGCUGCCGCGCGCCCCGCACGACACGCGCGGGCCUUGAGACACGCGCGCACGCUUAGGACCGCGCUCGCACACUGGGAAAAGGCGUGCACGCUGGCCCACAAGUACUCGCUGCACGUGUCGCCCGUCGAGGAGUCACUCAUGGAGAUGCUGCACCCCGAGGGAAACAUCGACACGCACUGGGUGGGGGACGUGUCGGCCCUGGUGCAGGACACGCUGUGUUCGCGGUCCGCGGCGGCCAGCUCCACCCGUGCCCGUCUGUGUGAGGCGGGGGACGCCCUACGAGCGGCCGCCGCGCGCCUCAAGGGGGCCGCCGCCGGACGAGACCAGCUGUUGCACGACUUGGCGCCGUCACUACACGCGCUGGCUCCCUACAACGAGGGUGACAACCCGUCGCAGGAGUUCCUGUGUGUGUGGCGCGCGGUGACCGAGCGGCUGGCGGCGGUCGGCGGGCUACAGGACGGGGAGCUGGACCGGGAGCGGGUCACGAGGAGCGCUGCCGACACACACGCGCUGAACACGGACCUGCCGCUACUACUGGACAUGAUGCUGCAGUUACCAGGGAACACGGACACGAGCCGGCGACUGACGAGACAGGCAGCCGUCAACAGACCGCCCGCCAGGCACGGUGGAGUACAUCAUAUCGGAAGCGACCAGCGCGGACAACCUCUGCCUCAUGUACGAGGGCUGGAUGGCGUGGGUGUGAGUCCCGGGCGGUGCUCCGCCCCCGCCCCGCGCCGCCCCCGCCGUGUGCGGACGGGCGCUCCCGUGCCGCUCGGCCCGCGGGCGCCCUCCCGCGAGCCCCACGAGCCGGACCGCAGCCCCCGGGCUCGGCCCCGACGACGACGUCAAGUACGGAAGACCCCCCGGGGACUCUCCGUAUCACGAUUCGAUGUUAGAUUUAAAGUAUCGCGACUCAAACGACGACUCGCUCACAAGACGACCAGCGCCGGCCCCUCCGGACCGGGGUCAUCGACAUAG
Danaus chrysippus (African queen) is the source of this 4035-nucleotide messenger RNA. The record is from the annotation of a GenBank genome assembly. NCBI's taxonomy places the organism in Eukaryota, Metazoa, Arthropoda, Insecta, Lepidoptera, Nymphalidae.